Molecule: messenger RNA, 2708 nt
Organism: Arabidopsis thaliana (thale cress)
Lineage: Eukaryota; Viridiplantae; Streptophyta; Magnoliopsida; Brassicales; Brassicaceae
Product: S-adenosyl-L-methionine-dependent methyltransferases superfamily protein
Exons: 7
Coding region: 495-2360 (621 amino acids)
Cellular component (GO): Golgi membrane
Molecular function (GO): methyltransferase activity
Source: RefSeq, marked reviewed
CUAAACCAUAAUCUGAAAUUGAUUUUAAAUAGCUACAAUCAACUACCCAAAAGCUUCAAAUAUGCAAAAUAAUAAAGUAUAGGUUUAUAUAUAUAAACGCACACAAAAGAGGUUGAAUAAAAAUAAACAUAAGGAUGCAUGUGCAGUCCAGAUUAGAUCUAAAUCUAUUGAGUAUUGUAAUAAUAUUGUUAUGAAGAUCUUGCUGCGAAACUACACACAUUUAAUUCCAACAUGUUUUGUUUAUAGAAAUUGAAUAAAAUCAAACGCGCCUUCAUCUUCAAGUUAAAAAUCAAAUCUUAAUUAGUGAAGACAAAGAAGAAGAAGACAUUAUUUUAAGUGAGUUCUCUCUCUGUCACACUCACAAAGCUUUAUACUUUCUGGCUACUGCAAGCUCAUCACUGAAAAGAGCUUAAACCAGAGAGAUCUGAUAAGAGAAAUUUUAGAGUCUCUCUGCUUCAACAAGAUCUACAUCGACCAGGAGAUUAGAAAGAAUCAUGGGUUCUAAGCAUAACCCACCAGGGAAUAACAGAUCGAGAAGUACACUAUCUCUACUCGUUGUGGUUGGUUUAUGUUGUUUCUUCUAUCUUCUUGGAGCAUGGCAAAAGAGUGGGUUUGGUAAAGGAGAUAGCAUAGCUAUGGAGAUUACAAAGCAAGCGCAGUGUACUGACAUUGUCACUGAUCUUGAUUUUGAACCUCAUCACAACACAGUGAAGAUCCCACAUAAAGCUGAUCCCAAACCUGUUUCUUUCAAACCGUGUGAUGUGAAGCUCAAGGAUUACACGCCUUGUCAAGAGCAAGACCGAGCUAUGAAGUUCCCGAGAGAGAACAUGAUUUACAGAGAGAGACAUUGUCCUCCUGAUAAUGAGAAGCUGCGUUGUCUUGUUCCAGCUCCUAAAGGGUAUAUGACUCCUUUCCCUUGGCCUAAAAGCAGAGAUUAUGUUCACUAUGCUAAUGCUCCUUUCAAGAGCUUGACUGUCGAAAAAGCUGGACAGAAUUGGGUUCAGUUUCAAGGGAAUGUGUUUAAAUUCCCUGGUGGAGGAACUAUGUUUCCUCAAGGUGCUGAUGCGUAUAUUGAAGAGCUAGCUUCUGUUAUCCCUAUCAAAGAUGGCUCUGUUAGAACCGCAUUGGACACUGGAUGUGGGGUUGCUAGUUGGGGUGCUUAUAUGCUUAAGAGGAAUGUUUUGACUAUGUCGUUUGCGCCAAGGGAUAACCACGAAGCACAAGUCCAGUUUGCGCUUGAGAGAGGUGUUCCAGCGAUUAUCGCUGUUCUUGGAUCAAUCCUUCUUCCUUACCCUGCAAGAGCCUUUGACAUGGCUCAAUGCUCUCGAUGCUUGAUACCAUGGACCGCAAACGAGGGAACAUACUUAAUGGAAGUAGAUAGAGUCUUGAGACCUGGAGGUUACUGGGUCUUAUCGGGUCCUCCAAUCAACUGGAAGACAUGGCACAAGACGUGGAACCGAACUAAAGCAGAGCUAAAUGCCGAGCAAAAGAGAAUAGAGGGAAUCGCAGAGUCCUUAUGCUGGGAGAAGAAGUAUGAGAAGGGAGACAUUGCAAUUUUCAGAAAGAAAAUAAACGAUAGAUCAUGCGAUAGAUCAACACCGGUUGACACCUGCAAAAGAAAGGACACUGACGAUGUCUGGUACAAGGAGAUAGAAACGUGUGUAACACCAUUCCCUAAAGUAUCAAACGAAGAAGAAGUUGCUGGAGGAAAGCUAAAGAAGUUCCCCGAGAGGCUAUUCGCAGUGCCUCCAAGUAUCUCUAAAGGUUUGAUUAAUGGCGUCGACGAGGAAUCAUACCAAGAAGACAUCAAUCUAUGGAAGAAGCGAGUGACCGGAUACAAGAGAAUUAACAGACUGAUAGGUUCCACCAGAUACCGUAAUGUGAUGGAUAUGAACGCCGGUCUUGGUGGAUUCGCUGCUGCGCUUGAAUCGCCUAAAUCGUGGGUUAUGAAUGUGAUUCCAACCAUUAACAAGAACACAUUGAGUGUUGUUUAUGAGAGAGGUCUCAUUGGUAUCUAUCAUGACUGGUGUGAAGGCUUUUCAACUUAUCCAAGAACAUACGAUUUCAUUCACGCUAGUGGUGUCUUCAGCUUGUAUCAGCACAGCUGCAAACUUGAGGAUAUUCUUCUUGAAACUGAUCGGAUUUUACGACCGGAAGGGAUUGUGAUUUUCCGGGAUGAGGUUGAUGUUUUGAAUGAUGUGAGGAAGAUCGUUGAUGGAAUGAGAUGGGAUACUAAGUUAAUGGAUCAUGAAGACGGUCCUCUCGUGCCGGAGAAGAUUCUUGUCGCCACGAAGCAGUAUUGGGUAGCCGGCGACGAUGGAAACAAUUCUCCGUCGUCUUCUAAUAGUGAAGAAGAAUAAAACAAAAACAAAAAACUCCUCAGGUUACUAAGCUUGAAGUGUAGAUCUAUUUUACAACAUCUGGAAAAUUCUUAUCAAAAAAGGAAGGAAUCAGAAUUUCCAUUAAAGAAAGGUGUCAAAAAAAAGUUGUAAAACUAUAUAGUAGUGAUCAAGACGAAUAUGUGCAUUUAUGUUUUAUUUUUGUUCCCUAGUUUUUAAUUUUAUUUUUUUGAAGGAAGAAAAAAUUAGUUCCAUGUGUUUUUGCAAGAUAGUUGAAACCUUGGACGCUUGUUAUGUAUGAUGCGAUCUUGACAUUUUUUAAUAACAGUUAUUUUAAAUAAAUUUAUGAUAUAAACGGAAACUUCUAGA